Molecule: messenger RNA, 795 nt
Organism: Salvia splendens (bonfire salvia)
Lineage: Eukaryota; Viridiplantae; Streptophyta; Magnoliopsida; Lamiales; Lamiaceae
Product: putative UPF0496 protein 5
Exons: 1
Coding region: 1-795 (264 amino acids)
Source: RefSeq, a predicted model, not a curated record
AUGAAGCCGUCAAUUCCUCCUCCGACGAUGAUCAAAUAUCUCAGAAGAUACCAAUCGGCGCAGCCCAUUCCUGUCAUGGCUGAAGAAAUUGUUUCCGCGUUUGACGAUCUGCAGAAGGACGAUUCGAAUAAUGAGAAACUGGUGGAUAUUGUCCGCAGCCACUAUGAGAACAGCCUCAUCUCCCUCUCGUUCUGCUCAACUCUCCAACGCCGUGUCAACACUAUUCCUCCUCCCCUCUUUCACAAAUCCUUCCGUGAUAAUUUAUCCCGUAUCGUUACAGACCACUCCACGAUAGAGACUACGCUUAAACCGAUGCACGAUGGCUUCGUCAAGGACCUCGAUAGCAUCGAUUUCUCCCAGAAGGUGUCUGCCUUUUUCUUCGUCGCAGCGGUCAUAAUCUGCACGGUCGCGAGUGCGAUUGCUACUGCAAACGCCAAUCCCGGGUGGGCAUGGGCGGCAGUGGCUGGGGUCGCGACGGCUGCCCCCACGGCCUCUAUCGUGUUUGGAGCGCUCGGAAAAUGGCGCCAUUCAGUACUCAACAAGAGUGAGACUACAAUAAAGAAACAAAGGGAGAUCACAACACGUAUGAUUCAGGCCGCCGACUGCGGCAUAAAAGAUCUCAAAUCCAUCGAAAUGGUAGCGAAAAGGCUGGAGUCUGAGACCAAAUCUUUAUCCCGGAAGAAAGUGGCGGCCGUGAAAAGGAGAUCGGAUGAAUUAUUACAAAAAGUUAAAAACUACAAUGAUGAGAUCAAGUGGGUUAAACAAAGAGUGCUUGAUAUUAUUAUCAAGCCCUAA